Molecule: messenger RNA, 929 nt
Organism: Schistosoma turkestanicum
Lineage: Eukaryota; Metazoa; Platyhelminthes; Trematoda; Strigeidida; Schistosomatidae
Source: the annotation of a GenBank genome assembly
GGUGGUUUCAAUUGGUGUAGUACGUCACUACAAACAUCUGAUGGAUAUAAUAACUCAAGAAAUCUCUAAUACACCUCCUGUUACGUCUGCUUAUAUCACAACCUGUUUUUUGCUGACAAUAGCAGUCCAACUUAACUUGAUUUCACCCUUUCAAUUAUAUUUCAAUCCGUCGUUGAUAGCGAAUAACUUUCAGUUAUGGAGGCUUGUGACAUCGUUUUGCUUCUUCGGAUCAUUCAAUUUUAGCUUUCUUUUUAAUAUCCUAUUUGCUUAUCGAUACUGUCGUAUGUUGGAAGAAACAUGGUACAGUACGAAAACUGCUGACUUUGUUAUGAUGUUUCUGUUUUGUGGAACUCUCACUAUAAUAAUUGCUUUAUUCGUUAACAUGCUUUUUCUCAGUCAUGUCCUGACAAUGAUGCUCGUUUACGUUUGGAGUAGAAGAAAUCCAUUAGUUAGGUUGAACAUAUUUGGAAUAAUAGAAGUUAAUGCUCCAUACCUCCCCUGGGUGUUUUUUGCGUUUUCCUUUCUUCUUGGAAAUAAUAUGAUGGUUGACCUAAUUGGUAUUUUUGUUGGUCAUCUUUAUUAUUUCUUGGAAGACGUAUAUCCCAAUCAAGUAAACGGAUUUCGAAUUCUCCGAACACCUGAAUUUAUGAAAUAUUUGUUCAAUAGACGUCAAAUUAAUCGUGACUAUGAACCUCUUCCGGAAGUGGGAAGACCAGGAGGGUUUAAUUGGAAUGGUCAGGACUAAUCCCACUGUAAUAAUAAGUAGUUUUUCAUGCCUUUUUAUGCCCUUGAGUACAUAUUUUGGCAUUGUAAAGUUUCAUUUAAUUAUUUUGGCUUAUUAUUUUUACUGAAUGAUUUUGCCAGACUGUGAAUGUUUAUUAAAACUGCCUUAAACUCUUGAGAUUAUUAAACCACAUUUUUAAACGUUA